Clonostachys solani is the source of this 4476-nucleotide messenger RNA. The record is from the annotation of a GenBank genome assembly. Lineage: Eukaryota; Fungi; Ascomycota; Sordariomycetes; Hypocreales; Bionectriaceae.
AUGGCAGAAGAGACAGUUGCCCAUCUAGCCAGGAAGCUAUCCUGCCAUAGUGUCAAGAAUGAGCAGGGGGAGCCCACCAACCCCUUUUUGGGGUCUGAUAACCCUUUGCUGGACCCAAACUCCUCAAGUUUCAGCGCAAGAACAUGGCUCAAAACCAUACUGAGCAUUAUCUCGCGGGAUCCUGAGCGUUAUCCAACUAGAACAGCCGGCGUUGCGUACAAAAAUCUAGCAGCUCAUGGAUUUGGCGAGCCAACCGAUUACCAAAAGACCUUUGGCAAUUAUCCCCUCGAAGUGCUGGGAUUUUGCAAGAAGCUUUUGGGAUCUUCUCAGAAGAGAAGAAUUCAGAUCUUGAGGGACAUGGACGGUCUAGUCAAGAGUGGAGAGAUGCUUCUUGUCCUCGGACGGCCAGGAAGGCAAGUAAUUAGCCCCAAGACACUAUGGAGUCCCAGCAGCGGUUGUUCUACGCUGUUGAAAACCAUAUCUGGCGAGACUGAAGGCUUUUUUGUUGGCGCAGAAUCUGAUCUCAAUUACCAAGGCAUCCCCAAGGAGAUUAUGCACAAGGACUUCCGAGGAGAGUCCAUCUACCAGGCAGAAGUCGAUGUUCAUUUCCCUCAACUGACCGUAGGUCAGACUUUGGACUUUGCUGCUCGGGCUCGGGCUCCUCGCAAUCGCCUACCUGGCGUGACUCGAGAUAUGUAUGCUAGCCAUCUUAGAGAUGUUGUUAUGGCGAUUUUCGGUCUUAGUCAUACCAGGAAUACGAUGGUUGGUAAUGACAUGGUUCGAGGAGUCUCUGGCGGUGAAAGAAAGCGUGUUAGCAUUGCAGAAGCUGCAAUCGCUGGAAGUCCUCUUCAAUGCUGGGACAACUCGACAAGAGGGCUCGAUAGCGCCACUGCUCUCGAGUUCGUAAGAACCUUGAGAACAUCUACAGAACUUACCGGGGCCACCGCUAUCGCCACACUAUUCCAAACUUCUCAGUCAAUAUACAACGUCUUUGACAAAGUUGCGGUGCUGUAUGAAGGUCGCCAGAUAUACUUCGGCGAUAUCAACGCAGCCAAGGGAUUCUUCGUCGACAUGGGCUUUGAAUGUCGACCACGACAAACAACAGGAGAUUUCCUCACCUCUCUGACCAAUCCAGCAGAACGACUGGUCCGCCCAGGUUUUGAGGGCACUACUCCUAGAACACCAGAUGAAUUUGCUGCUAUAUGGCAGAAAAGUCAAGAUCGAGCUUUUUUACUCGAAGAAAUUGAUGCCUUUAACGCACAAUAUCCUAUCGGUGGCCCCUCUCUUACUGAGUUCAGAGGGUCCCGAAAAGCUUCACAAGCAAGAUCACAGUAUAUAUUCUACCCUGUUCCCCCAUUUUCGCUUAUCUACCGUGUUCUAACCAACGAUAGGCGUGCACAGUCACCAUACACUCUCUCAGUGCCAAUGCAGGUCAAACUAUGCAUGGGAAGAGGCUACCAAAGACUUUUGGGUGGCAUGGACGUCACAAUCACCAGUAUUAUAUUCAAUGCCAUUCUGGCAUUAGUUAUUGGCAGCGUAUUUUAUAACCUACCAAACAACACGGCUACUCUAUAUAGUAAAGGGGCUUUGAUCUUCUUCGCCGUCUUGUUGGCUGCCUUUGCAAGCGCCUUGGAGAUUCUAACCUUGUACGCCCAACGUCCGAUUGUCGAGAAACAAUCAAAAUACGCCUUUUACCACCCCUUUACUGAAUCAAUUUCAUCGAUGAUUUGCGAUUUGCCGAAUAAGAUUGGCACUUCCCUCGGGUUCAAUCUUGCGUUAUAUUUCAUGACCAACCUACGGCGCACCCCUGGCCAUUUCUUUGUGUUUUUGCUAUUUAGUUUUUCUUGCACACUAACAAUGUCCAUGUACUUUCGCUGCAUCGCGGCACUUUCCCGUACAUUUCCUCAGGCUAUGGCUCCGGCAUCCAUUUUCAGUCUGGCACUCGUCAUCUAUACCGGUUUCACGAUCCCUGUCAAUGACAUGCAUCCCUGGUUUCGGUGGCUCAACUAUCUCAAUCCAGUUGGAUAUGUCUUUGAAUCCCUAAUGAUCAACGAGUUCCACAACCGCAAAAUUCCUUGCACCCGGUACAUUCCUGAUUAUCCGGAUGCUUCCCCGGACCAGAAGAUCUGCACCACAACCGGAAGUUUAGCAGGGGCAGACUUUGUGGAUGGAGACACCUAUUUAGCCGUAAACUUCAACUACAGCGCUGACCACCUGUGGAGAAAUUUCGGCAUCAUUCUCGCGCUGAUGCUGUUUGGCUGUGUCUGCUAUCUAGUGGCUUCGGAGUAUAUUCUAGCCGAGAAGUCCAAAGGGGAAGUGUUGGUGUUCAAACGAGAACACAUGCCUAAACUUCAGAGAAAAUCUGAUGAGGAAGGCAGGAGUGAUGAUAGACUCGACUCGCAGAUUCUAAGUCAAGAGAAGGGUAUUGUACUUCCUAGUGGCAUUCAACAGCAGACGGCAGCGUUCCAUUGGGACGGAGUUUCCUACACUAUCAACGUUAAUAAGGAAGACCGCCAACUUCUUAAUGAGGUCGACGGGUGGGUAAGACCUGGAACACUGACUGCAUUAAUGGGAGUGACGGGUGCUGGAAAAACCACACUGCUUGAUGUCCUUGCUAACCGAGUUACCAUGGGCGUUGUCAGUGGCGAAAUCUUGGUAGACGGCCACCUCAGAAAUGGGGGAUUUCAAAGAAAAACUGGUUACGUACAGCAGCAGGAUUUGCAUCUUCCCACUUCCACUAUUAGGGAGGCGUUGACAUUCAGUGCCCUUCUCCGCCAACCAAACUCAACCCCAAAGGCCGAGAAAAUCGCCUACGUGGAAGAGGUUCUGAAGCUUCUCGAGAUGGAGACGUAUGCAGAUGCUGUUAUCGGAGUACCAGGAGAAGGUCUAAAUGUCGAACAAAGAAAGCGUCUCACUAUUGCGGUUGAACUCGCUGCCAAACCUGCAUUGUUACUCUUUCUUGACGAGCCAACUUCCGGUCUGGAUAGUCAAACCGCUUGGUCUAUUUGUACCUUGCUAAGAAAGCUUGCCAACAAUGGGCAGGCCAUUCUUUGCACACUCCAUCAACCUUCGGCUCUUCUGUUCCAGGAAUUCGAUAACCUUCUCUUCCUUGCUAUGGGAGGCAAUACGCUUUACUUUGGAGAGAUCGGCGAGUCAUCAAAGACCUUGAUAAACUACUUCGAACGCAACGGAGCUCGAAAAUGCCUUCCGGACGAAAAUCCAGCUGAGUGGAUACUCGAAGUUACUACGGCGGCCCAAGAAGCAGAAUCACCCAAGGAUUGGCCAAGUGCCUGGAGAAACUCGGAUGAGCGACAAGAGAUCAAGGCCAAGCUUGCCCUCAUGAAGGAAACCGGAGCGCAGCGACCAGUGUCUAUCAAUAGCAGCGAGCUCGAGCCAUUCGCCAAUCCGUUCAAUAUUCAGCUCAAGGCUGUUCUCGUCCGAGCCUAUCAACAAUAUUGGCGCACCCCUUCAUAUCUAUACUCCAAGGUUGCUCUUUGCCUGUUCAGUGCCCUUUUCAUCGGAUUUUCGUUCUGGAAAACCCCAAACACGCUUCAGGGGCUCCAAAACCAGAUGUAUGCGGUAUUCAUGCUGCUGACAAUCUUUGUGAACUUUUGCACCCAAAUCAUGCCCCAUUUUGUGACACAGCGUGCAAUCUACGAGGCACGCGAGAGGCAAUCCAAAACAUACUCUUGGAAGGUGUUUAUUCUCUCGAAUAUCGUCGUUGAGCUCUCAUGGAACUCGCUCGUUUCGGUUCUCAUCUUCUUCAGCUGGUAUUACCCCAUUGGGUUGCAACAGAAUGCCUCAGAGGCAGGGCAGGUAGCCGAGCGAGGAGGUUUAAUGUUCCUCUAUAUCUUAGAGUUCAUCAUCUUUGCCGGCACCUUCACACACAUGGCUAUUGCUGGUGUUGAGACAGAGGAUGGGGCUGGUGCCAUUAUCAAUCUUCUAUUCUCGUUCUCCCUGGUUUUCUGCGGUGUUCUGGCAACGCCCGAAGCUCUUCCAGGGUUUUGGAUUUUCAUGUACAGGGUCUCACCGUUUACUUAUCUAGUCUCUGGCAUUCUCUCAACUGGGCUCGCAAAUGCGCGGAUCAAGUGUUCAUCAGAAGAACUAUUACGCUUCUCUCCCCCGUCGUCAUCAACCUGCUCUGAGUACCUCGCAGCUUACAUACAAGACAACGGCGGUUAUCUCGUGCCAGAGAGUGCGAAUUCUACCAGUGAAUGUGUUUUUUGUUCUGGCAGCGAGACCAACAUAUUCUUGAAGUCUGUGAGCUCAGAUUAUGAUGAUAGAUGGAGGAACUUUGGCAUCUUCUUAGUCUAUAUUGUCUUCAACAUUGCAGCAGCAAUUGGGUUUUACUGGCUUGCCAGGGUACCCAAGGGCAGGAAGGAGCCGGUCAGCAAGGCAGAGCAACAGAGGGCAGAGAAAAAGAAGUCUGCAAGCUCGCCAACGAGUGCUGGGAGCUCGUCAAUGUCUAUAGAGUAG